CUCUGUCGCCGUGGUGGUGGUGGCGGCGGCGGCGGGCUGCGAUGGACCGGAACCCCUCACCGCCGUCCAGCGAGGCGGAGGAGGAAGAGGGGGACGCGGUGGGGAACACAGUGUACAGCAAGCACUGGCUGUUCAGCAUCCUCACCCGCCUCAUCGAGGUGAUCAGCCCCGAGAAGACGGAGCCCGCCGGGAGCCCUGAGCGAAGCCAGACGGAGCUGGACGAAGAGAUGGAGAAUGACAUUUGCAAAGUGUGGGACAUGUCGAUGGAUGAGGAUGUUGCUUUAUUCCUUCAGGAAUUCAAUGCCCCUGAUAUAUUCAUGGGAAUUUUUGCCAAGUCAAAAUGCCCUCGUCUUACUGAAAUCUGUGUAGGAAUAUUAGGAAAUAUGGCCUGCUUCCAAGACAUAUGCAUGUCCAUCAGUAAAGAUGAGAAUCUUGGCCAAGUGCUGCUGCAACGUUUGUGCGAUUCAGACUCCCCAACUCUUCUGGAAACAAGCAGGUUGUUGUUAACUUGCCUCUCCCAGCCUGAGGUGGCCAAUGUCUGGGUGGAGAGAAUCCGAGAAAACCCUUCUGUGUAUGACUGUGUCUGCUUUAUCAUGUCCAGCUCUACAAAUGUUGAAUUGCUGGUAAAAGUGGGUGAAGUGGUGGACAAACUCUUCGAUUUAGAUGAAGAGCUAAUGUUAAACUGGAUUAAAAAUGGCAGCUGUCGAUCUGUGGGACCAUCUGUAGAUGAUUCCCCUGAAGAACUUCCAGAUUUUAAGAUUGUGCCUUGUAUACUUGAAGCAGCCAAACAAGUCCGAUCAGAUAACCCGGAGGGACUUGAUGUUUAUAUGCAUAUUUUGCAGCUCCUCACCACGGUGGAUGAGGGAAUUCAGGCUAUUGUGCAGGCUCCUGAUGGAGGAAAAGAGACUUGGAGUUUGCUUUAUGACCUCGUUUGCCAUGAACUUUGCCAGCCGGAUGAUCCACCAGUCAUUGUGCAGGAGCAGAAGACUCUGUUGGCCUCUAUUUUAUCUGUGCUGUCUGCUAUGUUUGCUUCCCAGACAGAACAGGAAUACACCAAGAUGAGGAAAAAUAUGCCUCUGAUUGGGAGCUUGAUUCGUAUCUUGCAAUACAUGGAGGGCUGUGGGAAGAGAUCUGCUGAUAACUCAAAGGAAUCUGAAGAAGAAGAGGCUGGAAGGACUGAUACAAAUGAGGAGGAUUUCCAUUUGAAAAUUUUGAAGGAUAUUUGCUGUGAAUUACUUUCCAAUAUGCUUCAAGAACUGACCAAGGAGAAUACAUUGGAAGGACUACACCAGGGACAUUUAAAUGAGCAGACAUGUUCCUGUGCAUUUCAGAACCUCUUACCAUUGUAUUUUGCAUCAGUGGAGAGUUUCCUUGAAGUUCUGCGUGAGACUGAUCAGACCCUGGCUGACAAUCUGGAGAAGCGUUUCCCAAGCCUGAAGGUUCACACCUAAGAAUGUACAUGAAAUAUUUUCCUUCAUUGGAAUGAAGAGUUGUGACUGUUCCGUUGCUGUGUUUCAGAAAUCAAGUUUUCAGUAAAUGCAGGAGAAGGAAGCAACCUCCUUACCAACAGGUGGCUUUUAAGAAAUGUUCUAGGUAGCCCUGAUUAACUCAGCACUGAUCUGGUCUGCAGGGGUGGAAAUUGCUGUAUAUUUAGUUCUGCAUCUUCCACCCUGUUUGCUUUGUUGAUGAGAAACUGUUCAUUCAGUCCUCUGCAGCUGAUUUACAUUUUCUUAGUUACUCUUGAUUCUGUGCUUUUCAGCUUAAGUUGGAACAGCAAAGUUACUGAAAUGCUCUGAGUAGUUUUGUAACAUGAUGCUGAUUUCUUCACAUUUGCUGUUGGGAAAAGGAGGAUUUAACAUAGGAAAUCCCAGAUGUCCUCUGCCUGUGGACCUUCAACCACCUGAUAAAACCAGAGUUAAAUCACACAGAGUUGUUUGGAGCUGUUUCCCUUUCUUUGUUGUUGUUUUGUUGUUGUUGUUUUGGAUUUCUUUUUCUUCUACAUCAUAUCAGUACCUUGAGCAGGUAUUGUGGCAGAAAGGUUUCAUUUUAUUCCUUUAAAAUCUUCACCCAUCCUACAUCGAAGCCUCUUCCGCAAUGCAGCUCUGAGUUGCGGUGUUUGGGUCCUGUGCAUUUUGAAGGAUUUUAGAGUAUAGUCUGUGCUGCAGCUUCCAAAAUUGCAGCCACUAAUCCAGAGUUGAGAGUUGUAGGACAGAUUUGAAUUUCAUUUGUGGUGUACUUGCAAACUUUCUACUCUUUUAAAACAGUCUAUACUUCACUUUAGGAGUUUACUGUGUAUCAGACAGAUCUUUCCUCAUUCAUGGGUUUUCUGCAUUAUCUGUGAAUGACAUGAGGAGUGCCAUGCUAGCUUUGGUUUUUCAGAGUAACUUAAGGUAUUAGUGCCACUUACUGUAAAGUCAGCCUACAGUCUUCUAAAAAAUCCCAUUUAAUGACGUUGUAUUUUAACUCCACUAUAUUUUUAGAUCCAGUGCAGCUGACAUCUUCUGUAAAGACAGUAUAACAACACAUCAGCUCCAGAGUUCUUUAGACGAGAGUGAAAACAAUUGAUCUUUAUAUUAAGUUUGAGAUGUGAAAGAAAAUGAGAACCAGAGCAUAGUGAGUAACUUAACACCAUGUAGACAAAUUUCCUGGGUUUCUAGUUUUUUGUAGACUAAAUAUUGUGCUGGGCUCAUCUUUUGCUUGCCCUGGGUUACCUGAACAUGUGAUCAAAUGCAGUAUGUGUAUAUGUAUAUAGCCUUUUCAACCAAACUUCCAGUUUUCAACAAUGGAGCAAUUUUCAUCAUUCCCUUGAGCUGCCAGCAACAUCUUAGCUGUCAGCAGAGGGUUUAGAGUUAGAAAUAUCUGACUCAUGUCACCAAAAAGAAUUGCCAUGGUUUCUAUCAGUUUUGUAUGCAAUGUUUAUUGGAGAAAACUGCUAACUGUGAAUAGGAUGACAGCAUUUUACAUACUACUUUGACAGUUUGGGGGUAUUUUCUUACAUCACAGAUUUGUAAUAAAGUUUCUUUUUUAAAAAAGCAAA
Molecule: messenger RNA, 3037 nt
Organism: Pogoniulus pusillus (Red-fronted tinkerbird)
Lineage: Eukaryota; Metazoa; Chordata; Aves; Piciformes; Lybiidae
Gene: SAAL1
Product: serum amyloid A like 1
Exons: 12
Coding region: 42-1451 (469 amino acids)
Biological process (GO): positive regulation of synoviocyte proliferation
Cellular component (GO): nucleoplasm
Source: RefSeq, a predicted model, not a curated record